This is a messenger RNA of Drosophila hydei, 7792 nucleotides long. RefSeq lists its product as uncharacterized. Gene Ontology annotation, molecular function: lipid binding; GTPase activator activity. The transcript is spliced from 17 exons. Bases 492 to 7640 code for a protein of 2382 amino acids. The record is from RefSeq and is a predicted model, not a curated record. Lineage: Eukaryota; Metazoa; Arthropoda; Insecta; Diptera; Drosophilidae. Gene Ontology annotation, biological process: actin cytoskeleton organization; signal transduction; regulation of Rho protein signal transduction.
AAGUAAAAUAAAUGAAAAUUGCAGAAAUAUUUCAAAUUGGUGAAAAAAAGGAAAAUAUUGAAUUUGUGUUUGAAGCGGAAAACCCCUCUCUCUUUCCAGCUGUGUUUUCCCAACUUUCUUGCACCGAAGCAGCUGCAAACGCGUCUAAAAGAUUCGAAGCGUUUCAUCCGUGGAUUAAGGUGCAUUUCAUUUUUACAGCAGGCGGCCAGUUGUGUUUAGGUUUCAAGUCAUUUCUUCAUUGCUGUGCGUGGUACGCCUUGGGCGAUUGUCAAUCAUACGCAACGUGGUACGUUGUACGAAGCCAAUCAAGUGAACGAUAGCUCGCUUCUGAUAGAUUUGCAUGAAAAUUGCAGUCAACACAGGUAAAUUAUGCAAAUGUUUUGAGCUGCUUUUUUUGGCCCGUUCCACAUUCAGAUUAAGUAUAGUGAUACGUGUGAACGUAUGUACUACUGUGAUAUAUAUAUGUAAUCAGACUCCAUGGCUAUACGACAAUGUCCAAUGUUCGUGAGCUGGCAUUGAUCGAGAAAUGGGCUGACAUUGCAACGCCGCCGACGCCAACUCUGCCAGGUCUAUCGCCAACAUCGCCGCGCACCAUCAUCAAGUUCUGCUGUUGCCCACAGCGCAGGCGCUACACUCUGAAGCAGCCCAAGCUUAAGUCGUCGGCGAACACGCUGCAUGCUAGAAAUAUAUUCGUUGAUAACGAUUUUACAUAUAUUGAUGAUGUGCCACGCGCCAGCCGCAGCAACAACAGCAACAGUAACAGUAGCACCAGCAGUAGCAGCAAGCGACGCCAAGAUUGCGACAGUGAUUACGAUUGCAAUGAUUAUGAUGAUGAGGCAAAUGAUAUCGCUGAGAUCUCUGGGCAAAGCAACAGCGACCACGACGGAAAUGUGGCGCUGAUAUUAAUGAAUCAACGAAUUGUGUCUGAACAAUGGCGGCAGGACUACAAAGGCGACAUCAGCAGCAGCAGCAGCAACAGCAGCAGCAACAAGCGUAGCAGCCAACUAACAGCAGCAACAGCAACAGCAACAACAACAAUUCAAAGUAAAACUUGCGCUGUCACAAACGGCCAGCAGAGUGGCAAUGAGCAGCAACAGCAACAACCAACCCAAAGACUUAGCAAUAGCUUGGAAGAGCAACAGCAACAGCAACAGCAACAGCAACAACAACAGCAACAAUUGCAACUUAGCAAUAAGGAAAAUACACUAAGCAACAAUACAAACAGCAACGGCAACAAUAAGCCGCGCUGUAAUUAUUGUAAAUUACCCGACGACGCCGUGCCCCAAACGAACAACAAAAACAAAAACUCGAAAAUUGAUUCACCGAAGUCGCCGCAGAAUAAAAUGACAAUUACGACAGCAGCAACAACAACGAACGUGGCAGCAACGGCCACGGCUAGCGAGUGUGGGUUGACACUGCCAACAUCAGCAACAGCAACAGCAACAGCAACAGCACCAGCAGAAGAGUUUGUGGGUGCUGCCACAGAAGUGCUGUGCAGCGAUAAAGCAACAUUGACAGCAACAGCAACAACAACACCUAAGCCCAGCAUAGCUGCACGUCCGACCACGCCCAGCCGCCUUAAGACUGUGAUCAAAACAACAAUGGUGAAGCGAAGUCCUAGCCAUGACUCAACGCAGGCGACUGCGACGCAUAUGCUGCAACCGAACAGCUGCAACAUUACCAGCAGCAGCAGCAACAACAACGGCAACGGCAACGACGAGCCCAGACGUUCGGUUAGGGAGCGCAUCGCCGCCUUUGCGGCAGGAAAUGAGCAACCCCACAGUGGAGUCAACGUGGCUCGGCAACAUGACGGCGGCAAGAAAUUUAGUAAAAUUCAGUGCAAUACAAAUCAAAACAACAUGACAAGCGAUGUGAAAAGUGCAAUUAGCAGUGGCAGCCUCGGCCUGAGUACCAGAAGCAGCAACGGCAACAGCAACUGCAACAGUCAGCAGAAACAACAUCAAACGCUUAUCAACGGCAACACAACGCCGCCGGCAAUGGCUACAUCAGCAACAGCAGCAGCCAACACGUCAGUCUCCUGCGCGACUAUCGCAACUGACACGACGCGCUACAAAUCGGGAUUAAGUGAUGUAGCGGCCGACGAGGACGUUGAUGAUGCUGCCACAUCCACAGCCCCAUCCACAUCUAUAGCCACAACCACGGCCACUGAAACUUCAUCUGCCACUCCUGCGCCAGCUGCAAGCGUUUUGAGCACCGGUUGUGCAACUAUGCCGCGCACUCGCCAAUACGGAAGCAAUGCUGCAGGAGCAGCGGCAGCCAACUCCAUGACAGCUGAUAAGAAAUUCUUAAGCCGUGCCUCAUCCGCCGCCAACACUUCAGCAUCGACAGCAGCUGCACCACAGCAACAUCAUAAGCUGCAAUUCACCGAUAAGGCCGAACUCAAAUUGGCCGCAUUGGACAAUCUGGACCUGGCGCACAAACUCGACCUGAUAGACGACGAUGCCGAUGAUCCAUAUGGCGUGCUCCAGGACUAUUUGGAGCGUGUUAAGCUGGAAAUCAACGAGGUCUUUGAGUUACGCAAGGCGCAGCGCUUACAACAGCAACUGCAGGAGCAACUCGAGGCAGUGCGACAGGCAGCAGCAGCAGCCAAGCAGCUUGAUGAAUUGUCGCGUUCUACGGAAUCUGAUAGCGGCUUUGACAGCAGCAGCACAACAGCAACUGCAACAGCAGCAACAGCAACAUCCACCACAGCGGCACUAGCAGGCAACAGCAAACCAGUGACAACUAAACUAAGAGCCCUGCCGCCGCCACCGCUGAGCCCAGGUACAGCCUCCAGUCGUCGGACUGAGACUGAGACACCGCCGCCUGUCGCUGCCCAGCCGGAUGAUGUGAACAUUUGGGCAAACAAAUUUCUACGUGAUUUGGACAAUCUGAUGGGUGGCGAUAAGCUGCCGCCGCAUCUGGCAUCCAUUGCAGGCGCAGGGUCAGAUUCGGCCUCAUCCAGCAGUUCGCCCACGUCCAGGACAGCGCCCAUGUUGCUCUCAGCAGCAGCCAGCGCAGCCCUGCAGAGCCGCUUUGGCAAGAACGCUAUUGUCAGCAACGAACAGCAGCAGCAGCAAAAUGGACUCGUCUUGAAACCGGAGAAGCAUGCAACCAUUCCACUGCAAUCGUUCAACCUUGAUUGCGGACGCAGCGAAGUCGCCGCCAAGCCGAGCAUUGCCUACAUGCGAACACUGUCGGCGCCGGGCGGCCAUGGCACGGCACCAAGAGCUGCGGCGAGUGCGCAGAGCCAGCGCAAGAGUCUGGCGGUGUUCGCAGCUAAUGGACUAGCAGAGCCGUCGACUGCGGCAGCGACGUCAGCAACUCAUAAGCUGACAAAUUUCCAAAGUGCAUUGAAAAUCGAAGAGCGAACGGCGGCAACAGGUGAGGCAGCCGCUACUGCGACCACCAUGGACGAUUUAAAAUCUAGGCGACAGCGUCUAUUCACCGGCUUGGACAUGGAAACGGCUUCCAUGUCCAUGCCAAAACGGGUGGGCAUUAAUCAUGCAGCAGCCGCGACGUCGCCAACGUUGACGAGCAGAAAUGUUAUAACCCCGCCACCAGCAAAGCCAGGAGCAGCCGGCGGGGCAACGGCAACAGCAACAAGUGGAACACAGCUGACCUCUGGGAAAGGCGCCGCCACGCCUGGCUAUCUGGUGGAUGUGACCAAAAAAGGCUCCACCUCAACACUAUGGACUUCGGAGGAGUCCAUACUGCGCAGCGUUGGCGCCGUCGAUGAAGACAACAACUCCACUUCGUCGUCUUCGGCCUGUGAGGAGGCUGCCGGUGUGCUGAGUUCUGGCAAGUCCGGCAUAUCACUCGACUCCUCGGGACUGGACAACGACAACAACGAGAGCGGCAUUGGCACGGCUACGCCGCCCAAAGACAUGUCCUACUGGAAGAGCCACCAUCUGCAGCACCAUCAUUCACAUCAUCACCAUAGGACUGGAGGCAGUGCGCCCGAUAAUGAGUCUGUUAGCAGCCUGGAAGCGUUGCGCAAAAUGAAAUUCCAAAAGAGUGGCUCUGUGGCCUCGUCCGAUGAUCCCGAUCUGCUUGAGGUGCUCAGCCUGUGCGGCAGUGGGGGCGAGGCUGCCAACGAGUCUCAGGACGACAUGCUAGACGAGCAGACAGUCAAACAAUUACCAGCCAAAGCGUCUGCCUCCGAAUAUGACGAGUGCCAGGAUGAGUUCGAGCUGGCGCAGCAUUACUGCGACUGUGACUGCACCGACGGCGAUGCGAGCAGUGCCAGUGGCGGCACUGCCUCGAUAGCCACGCCGGUUGUGCUACGUCGCAAGUACAGUGCUGCGCCGCCCAUUAUGGUGCCGAUGCCCUGCAUGCCCAGACGCAACCAGCGCAGCCUCUCACUGGACCAUCAUCAUCAGCAACAUCAGCUGCUGCUGCAGCCCCGCAAGCUGCUGCCGCGCCACAAUCACAAGGAGCGCGGUCAGUUGUCAUUGGCGCUGCGCCAGGAACCCUUCCAGUCGUUGCUCUCGCCCACGGCCACAACGGUCACGCAUCUACAUCAUUUUGUGGAGCUUCCUUCGCCCAGCAGCGCCUCGUUGCACAGCGACACUGGCGGCAUUCAGGAACUGACCACCAAAUCGAACUCAGCACCGCUGCUGCUCAAGGAGCGUGAGCGGAGUCGUCGCUGCGAUGAUUUUGCCGCACAGCAUUUGACGCUGCGCUAUUCUCGUUCACAGAGUGAUCGCUAUUUAGCAGAAAUCGAAGCCGUGGAAGCUUGUAAAUGGCUGCGGGCAGCAGGCUUUCCGCAAUAUGCGCAGAUGUACGAAGAUCAUCAGUUUCCGAUAGAACUGAACAAUGUAGCCAAAGAUCACACAAAUCUUGAAAACGAUCAGCUGCAGUCGCUCUACAGACGGCUCUGUGUUUUAAAUCGUUGCGCCAAUAUGCGACUGGAUCAGUCACACAAGCCCCAAACGCCACAGCAAAAGGAAGAGUCUGAUGAUGAGAACUUUGCUCUGAGCGAGAACUGGACAUUCCAACCACACAUUCGACGCUGGUCGCGCAUAGGUGAGAUGGGUCUGGAGCUACCACCACCGGGACUUCUGAACCUGGAGAAAACCGAAAGCUCAUCCAAGGAGUCAAGUCCCGAUCGCUUCGAAGACGACAGCUACGAUCUAGGCGGCGCUGGCAUUACCCUCGUGAUUCCAGGCUGCAGCAAGGGCGAUGCCAAUGAUAGCUCCCUGAAUGAGGGCUCAGAUGGAACCGCGCGUCUGCGUCGAACGGGCAGCGAGCGUUUCAAGGACGGAGCUAAGGCAUUUCUGCGGCGAGUGGAGUCGAUUAAGUCGCGACGUCGCAAGCGUCAGAAUCGUGAGAAUGUGGUUAUUAGUGGCCCACAAGUACUGGACCUGGCACAGUUGGGUCAACGCAGCAGUUUGCGCAAACCCGAUGCCGUCUACUCCACGCCCCCUUCGCCAUCCGCAUUAAGUCCAAUGCACACAUUCCCCAAGGUACCAUUCUUUGGCAACGAGCUGAAGGUGCCCAGUCAUAGCGAGAACUUCUUGAGUCCGAAUCGAUCCAGCCCCAAGCGAACACCAACCACGCCGCGUUCAAUGCGCACCAGUCCGCUGCACUUCUUCUCCAGCCCCAUGACACAGCUAAAGGAGGGUAAGUCAGACGACUCUUCCUCCUACUAUAGCGAUAGUCAGGAAUCGUCGACUGGAGGCAAGCUCUCACUUUCCCUGCGGAAGCCCUCCAAAGCCCGUCGAUUUUUGCAGCGCUCCGGCAAGGUGGACGACAUUGGUGCGCACUCAGACUCCGAGUGCCAUCAGGGACGUAAGCUGCUCAUUAAGGAUGCAAAUUCUAAUACCACAGAGGUAAAGAUCAAGAAGCUGACACGUGGUGGCUCGCUUAAUCUGGGCAAAGAUGCCAAGAAACGGGAUGGCUUCCGUUCUUCCUCAUUCCGCUCACGAAGCACAUCCCGUAAAGAGACGAUGAACGAGGAGGAGCAUACUGGCGGCUCCAAGCGUCAGCCAGUUGUGCGCUGGCAUAGUUUCCAGAUGGAGGAACGCCCCAACAUGAUCUUCCGCAAAUGCUUCUCACAAAAGAUCGAGCCACAUGCCCAGCAAGAGGACGCUGGCAUUCCCUUUGCUGCCAUGUCGGCUGGGCAGCUGCAAAUCAUUCGCAAAUUGGCGCUGGUCACUUUGACGGGCUACAUGGAACGCUACUGCCCGUCUCAUCGCUCUGGCUGGAACUGGGAGCUGCCCAAAUUCAUCAAGAAGAUCAAGAUGCCAGACUACAAGGACAAGAAAGUGUUUGGUGUUCCGCUGCUUUUAAUACUACAGCGCAGCGGUCAAACCUUGCCGUUAGCCGUGCGCGCUGCUCUGCGCUGGCUGCAACUCAAUGCCCUUGACCAGGUGGGACUGUUCCGCAAGAGCGGUGGCAAAUCAAGAAUUAUGAAGCUGCGCGAGCAGAUCGAGAUCACUGAUUCGACGGCAGAGUGCAUGGAUGUGUUUGACCUACAGCAGGCCUAUGAUGUGGCCGACAUGCUCAAGCAAUACUUCCGCGAGCUCCCCGAGUCGCUGCUGACCACCAAAAUGUCCGAGACUUUUGUGGCCAUCUUUCAGCAUUUACCCGCUGAUGUGCGUCUGGAUGCCGUUCAAUGCGCCGUGCUUCUGCUGCCGGAUGAGAACCGAGAAAUACUUUAUGUGUUGCUAGAGUUCCUCACCAUUGUGGCUGCCAACUCACAACAGAAUCAAAUGACAAGCAACAAUCUUGGCGUGUGUCUAGCACAGUCCAUAUUCCACUCGUCCAUUUCAACUGGCUCCGCAUCGGUGUCGGCUUCACCGCGGCGCAAAGGCAAGGGCUCCGGAAUGCCGGACAUGAAGGAGUUGGCAGAAGCCAAGGCAUCGCACGAGUGUCUGUCCUUUAUGAUUGAGCAUUACAAGCCAAUCUAUACUGCCGCCAAAGAGAAACUGGGAAAAUGCAACUUUGGCUACAUGGAGGAGUCGAAGCCAGUGCCACUGGAAGCUCUUGGCGAGGGCAUGCAGUUUCACAACUGGCGCGGCUAUCUAUACGAGUGCACAAGCGCCACCAUUAAAGAAGGCCGUGAAAAAACACGUAGCUGGAUUGCAAUAAGUUCACUCAACGACAGCAAUGUGGACAUUGCAUACAAAAAGGUGGGCGAUGGGCAUCCUCUGCGUCUGUGGCGUUGCUCUACAGAGAUUGAGGGUCCGCCGCGGGAGGUGCUGGAGUACAUAAUCAAACAACGCGCCUCCUGGGAUCCAAAUCUAUUGCAAUGCCAAACGGUAAAGAAACUAGAUGAUCGCACCGAAAUCUAUCAGUAUGCUUUGGAUGGUCAGUUGACCACAGACUUCUGUGUGCUGCGUUCCUGGCAAACGGACUUGCCGCGUGGCGCCUGUGUUAUUGUGGAGACCUCGAUCGACCACGCCAAGGCAAAGCCGUUGUUCUGUGCUGUACGAGGUGUCGUCUUGGCUUCCCGUUACCUUAUCGAACCCUGCGGCAGCGGACGUUCCCGAGUCAUGCAUUUGGCGCGCGUGGAUGUCAAGGGCAAGACUCCGGAGUGGUACAACAAGAACUAUGGACACAUCUGCUCGCACUACUUGUCCCGCAUACGUCUCGCUUUUAAGCAUGUUGCCGAUGGACCCGAGAGUAAGGUCUAAUAAGUGCGACAUGCAACUUGUUAUAUCAAAAUCAUAUAACAAACACACAAAUCCCGCAAGAAUUUCGGUAAUCCCAACGAGCAGACAUAUUUUACGACCUAGACCACAUGAGCUUAAGAUAUACUACUCAAAGGAAGUAAAGGAAUAUAUAC